Durusdinium trenchii is the source of this 822-nucleotide messenger RNA. Lineage: Eukaryota; Dinophyceae; Suessiales; Symbiodiniaceae. The record is from the annotation of a GenBank genome assembly.
AUGGAGAGGGCAGAGCAGACGUCCGACAGAACUCUGGAGGGUGCAUUGCUUGAUGCAAAGCUGACCAACUCCUCUGCAGAAGAGGCAGCAGACGUGGAGUCAAGUAGUGUAUCCAGCUCCUCCCACGACGAUCCAGAGUUGCGACCAGAUGUAAAUGCGCAAGAUCAUGCAGUUCUUGCAUCCGGCUCACACGAUGUGCAGGUGUUUCGUGGCCAGUGGGAUGAUGAAGGGGUGUAUUUCUAUCAGGCUUACAAUGAAGAGAUUGCCGAGUGGGCAAUUCGACAUCAGGAGUUUGGUGGUCCACGCUUCAAUCCGACGCGCAUGACUUGGAUAACACCCUCUUUUGCUUGGGUUCUUUAUCGUUCUGGAUACGCGCGAAAGCACAACCAGGCGAGAAUUCUCAAGGUUAAACUGUCCCAUGCUUCAGUUGCAGAGCUCCUGAAAAACUGCCAGUGCCGGACAGGAGGUGGUGGCUCCAAGGGCCGUGUGCAGUGGGACCCGGAUCGAGAUCUCCUGUCGGGGGACGGCAAAGCCCCUCGAGAGAUGCUUCGCCAGCGUGCAAUCCAGAUAGGCUUGAAGGGCUCGCUAUCCGAAUUUUAUGUCAGGAGUGUAGUGGCCAUCGAGGAUGUCACUGAGCUUGCGCACCGUGUUCAAGCAGCACACACUGCGGCCGACUCAAAGCUGGCUAUGUCACAGCUCUUGCCAGAGUUGCCAGUCGAGCGCCCCUACAUGCCAUCCUGCCCAGAGCCCGACCUCACUAGACUAAGGAUGCUGCCUGGAGGUGGCCCUCUGCAUGCCAAGCGUAAAAGCAAGAAGCAUUAA